Rhineura floridana is the source of this 5867-nucleotide messenger RNA. It is a transcript of the gene MINK1, whose product is annotated as misshapen like kinase 1. Gene Ontology annotation, biological process: protein phosphorylation. The transcript is spliced from 34 exons. The record is from RefSeq and is a predicted model, not a curated record. Gene Ontology annotation, molecular function: protein kinase activity; ATP binding. Lineage: Eukaryota; Metazoa; Chordata; Lepidosauria; Squamata; Rhineuridae. Bases 200 to 4402 code for a protein of 1400 amino acids.
CAGUGCGCCUGCGCGCGGAGUGCCCCUGCCCACUCGAGUCCUACGCCUGCGCAGUGCGGCGGUGUUUUCCUCCCUGGUGCCUGUCUGUCAGUCAGUCAGUGAGAGCGAGCGAAGGGAGGAAGGAAGGCACGAAGCGGAGCCGCCGUCGCCAGCUGGAUGGGGCCACAUCACUGAGGGGAGCAGCCGCGCCGCCCCCGCGAUGGCCGACCCGGCCCCCGCCCGCAGCCUCGACGACAUUGACCUCUCCGCGCUCAGGGACCCUGCUGGCAUAUUUGAACUGGUGGAGGUGGUCGGCAAUGGGACGUACGGACAGGUGUACAAGGGCCGCCAUGUCAAGACGGGGCAGUUGGCUGCCAUCAAAGUUAUGGAUGUCACGGAGGACGAAGAGGAAGAGAUCAAGCAGGAAAUCAACAUGCUGAAGAAGUACUCUCACCACCGCAACAUCGCCACUUACUACGGGGCAUUCAUUAAGAAAAGCCCCCCUGGGAACGACGACCAGCUCUGGCUGGUGAUGGAGUUCUGCGGCGCAGGUUCAGUGACAGACCUGGUGAAGAACACCAAAGGAAAUGCUCUCAAGGAGGACUGCAUUGCCUACAUCUGCCGGGAGAUCCUCAGGGGACUGGCCCAUCUGCAUGCACACAAAGUGAUCCACCGAGACAUCAAAGGCCAGAAUGUCCUCCUCACUGAGAAUGCGGAGGUGAAGCUGGUUGAUUUUGGGGUCAGUGCCCAGCUGGACCGCACGGUGGGGCGCCGGAACACAUUCAUCGGCACCCCUUACUGGAUGGCGCCGGAGGUGAUCGCCUGUGAUGAGAACCCCGAUGCCACGUAUGACUACAGGAGCGACAUCUGGUCCCUGGGGAUCACUGCCAUUGAGAUGGCCGAGGGAGCACCGCCCCUGUGUGACAUGCAUCCCAUGCGGGCUCUCUUCCUCAUCCCUCGCAACCCACCGCCCAAGCUGAAAUCCAAGAAAUGGUCCAAGAAGUUCAUUGACUUCAUAGACAACUGCCUCAUCAAGGCCUACACCAGCCGCCCCCCCACGGAGCAGCUCCUCAAGUUCCCCUUUGUCCGGGAUCAACCCACGGAGCGGCAGGUCCGCAUCCAGCUCAAAGACCACAUUGACCGCACCCGCAAGAAGAGGGGAGAGAAAGAUGAGACGGAAUACGAAUACAGCGGCAGUGAGGAAGAGGACGACGGGCACGGCGAGGAAGGGGAGCCCAGCUCCAUCAUGAAUGUCCCGGGCGAGUCGACACUGCGGAGGGAGUUCCUUCGCCUGCAGCAGGAGAACAAGACCAACUCGGAGGCUCUGAAGCAGCAGCAGCAGCUCCUGGCAGCCCAGCACCGCGACUCGGAGGCCCACAUCAAGCACCUCUUGCACCAGCGCCAGCGGCGCAUCGAGGAGCAGAAGGAGGAGAGGCGGCGUGUGGAAGAGCAACAGCGCCGAGAGCGAGAGCAGCGGAAGAGGCAGGAGAAGGAGCAGCAGAGGCGCCUCGAGGACAUGCAGGUCAUGCGCCGAGAGGAGGAGCGGCGGCAGGCUGAGCGAGAGCAGGAAUAUAUCAGGCACAAGUUAGAGGAGGAGCAGAGGCAGCUGGAGAUUCUGCAGCAGCAACUCCUCCAGGAGCAAGCCCUGCUGUUGGAGUACAAGCGGAAGCAGCUGGAGGAACAGCGCCAGUCUGAGCGGCUCCAACGGCAGCUCCAGCAGGAACACGCCUACCUGAAGUCUCUCCAGCAGCACCAACAGCAGCAGCUUCACAAGCAGCAGCAGGAGAAGAAGCCCCUCUACCACUACAACCGCAACGCCAACCCUGCGGACAAGCCCACCUGGGCACGAGAGGUAGAAGAGCGGACGCGCAUGAACAAGCAGAACUCUCCCUCGCCAGUGGCCAAGACCAAGCUGGGGGGCAGCACAGGACCAGAAGCAGCACCCCAGUCCCGCUCCGAGUCCGUGGCGCUCAGCUCGUCCCCCGCCUCGCAGACCCCACCUAUGCAGCGCCCCGUAGAGCCCCAGGAGGGGCAGCACAAGAGCCACCUUGCCCAUCGUGUCCCGCUCAAACCAUACGCUGGCCCCGUCCCUCGCUCCCAGUCGCUCCAGGACCAGCCCAGCAGGAACAUGGCCGCUUUCCCCGUCCAUGACUCUUCCGCCUCUUCCUCCUCUGCCCCAUCCCCGCCUCGAGCGGGCAUGAUCCGGCAGAACUCCGACCCCACCUCAGAGGGGCCCGCCCCGCAGCCGUCCCGGCCCACCACCGAGCAGCGAGGACCCUGGGUCAGAAUGGAUCCAGAGGCCCCCCCGAAGGUUCCUCAACGGACGUCCUCCAUAGCGACAGCGCUCAACACCAGCGGGGCAGUGAGUGGUGGCAGCGGUGGUGGCAUCAGGCCAGUUCACGCCGUCCGAGCCAGACCCCGUAGCAAGUCUGCGUGGCAUAUCCACAUGCACAGCCGGCUGGAGAGGGGCCCCAAGUGGGGGGAUCCUUCGCCAGCCCCUCCUCCUCCUACCCCCUCCCAGCCUGCAGGCCGGACCCCAUCCCGGGACCCGCUGGCUUCUGUGCCAAACGCCAGUAGCAACCCCGAUCUUCGGAGGAGCGAUCCGGGCUGGGAGCGUGCAGACAGUUUGCUGCAAGCUGGAGGAGCCAACCUGCCCCAGGCCGGUUCUCUGGAGCGUAACCGUGGAGGAGCACCCCUCAAACUGGACAGCUCCCCAAUCCUGCCACAAGGAGACAAGCCAAGGGGAGAGGACCAUCGAUCCCGGCCUGGCCGGCCAGCAAGCUAUAAGCGGGCAAUUGGCGAGAACUUUGUGCUGCUGAAGGAGCGUCCAGAGGAAGCGGCCCCCAAGCCCCUCAAGAAGGCCAUGGACUACUCCUCCUCCAGUGAGGAGAUGGACUCCAGUGAGGAGGAAGAGGAGGAGGAGGAAGAAGCAGAGGGAGAGCCCUCCGAGCCUGCCUCUGACACCCCAGGGGCCAGGGAUGGCGACACGGACUCCGUGAGCACCAUGGUGGUGCACGACGUGGAGGACCUGACAGGUGGUGGCAGCGGCGGCUCUGAGAGUUCGUACGGCGAGGGCACCAUGCUGGUGCAGCGGACCCCCGAGGAGGAGCGGGGCUUCCUGCACAGCGACAGCAACGGCUACACUAACCUGCCAGACGUGGUUCAGCCCAGCCACUCUCCCACGGAGGCCAAGAGCAGCAAUGGCUCUUCCUCGCCUGCCAAGGACACGGCCACGGAUUACCAGUCACGGGGGCUGGUCAAGGCCCCUGGGAAAAGCUCCUUCGCCAUGUUUGUGGACUUGGGCAUCUGCCAGACCUCGCCUGGAGGUGGAGACAUCAUUCCCAUAGCAGCAUUUGACCCGGGGCGGUUGGAGCAGCUGCAGCUAGAAGCCAGGAAAGGCUCUGUGGUCAAUGUGAACCCCACGAAUACGCGGCCCCACAGCGACACGCCUGAGAUCCGCAAGUACAAGAAGCGCUUCAACUCGGAGAUCCUCUGUGCCGCCCUCUGGGGGGUCAACUUGCUGGUGGGCACUGAGAAUGGACUGAUGCUCUUGGACCGAAGCGGGCAAGGCAAGGUCUACCCCCUCAUCACCCGACGUCGCUUCCAGCAGAUGGAUGUCUUAGAAGGGCUGAACCUCCUGACCACCAUCUCAGGGAAGAGGAAUAAGCUUCGUGUCUACUACCUCUCCUGGCUGCGGAACAAGAUCUUGCACAACGACCCUGAAGUGGAGAAGAAGCAAGGCUGGACCACUGUGGGGGACAUGGAAGGCUGCGUUCACUACCGUGUGGUGAAGUACGAGCGGAUCAAGUUCCUGGUCAUUGCACUCAAGAACUCAGUGGAGGUUUAUGCCUGGGCACCAAAGCCCUACCACAAAUUCAUGGCCUUCAAGUCUUUUGCUGACUUACCUCACCGGCCGCUGUUGGUGGAGCUAACGGUGGAGGAGGGCCAGCGACUGAAGGUGAUCUACGGGUCCUGUGCUGGUUUCCACGCCAUCGAUGUGGACUCAGGAAACAACUAUGACAUCUAUAUACCAGUACAUAUCCAGUCGCAGGUCACCCCUCAUGCCAUCAUCUUCCUGCCCAACACGGAAGGGAUGGAGAUGCUCCUUUGCUACGAGGAUGAAGGCGUUUACGUCAACACCUAUGGGCGCAUCAUCAAGGAUGUCGUGCUGCAGUGGGGAGAGAUGCCCACCUCUGUCGCUUAUAUUUGCUCCAAUCAAAUCAUGGGGUGGGGCGAGAAAGCCAUUGAGAUCCGCUCGGUGGAGACGGGGCACCUGGACGGUGUCUUCAUGCACAAGCGGGCCCAGCGCCUGAAGUUCCUGUGUGAGCGAAAUGACAAGGUCUUCUUUGCCUCCGUGCGCUCAGGGGGCAGCAGCCAGGUCUACUUCAUGACGCUGAACAGAAACUGCAUCAUGAACUGGUGAGGGAGGGGCUCAUCCGACCCUCCCCGCGGGAGGCAGCGGGAGCGUGCCCGACGGCCCCGUCCGGGAGCUGACCAGCCAGUGAAGCCGUGGCGGUUCAUCCUCAGCCCCGCCCUCCCCUCUGCUGCCAUUUGGGGGGAGGCAAGGCCUCUGCUCCCUGUCUACUCUUCUGUCUCUGAUGGGGAAGAGGCCGGCUGGCCUAGGAAGGUCUCUCUGAGUAGCCAUCCAUGGCCACUUCCAGGUCCCAGAAGAAACAUCUCUAGUGGUCCCACUUCAGGGUGCUUCGGGGGGGGGGCAUGGAGAGGCGUGCAUAAGUUAAGCUGCAGCACCACCCCAGAAUGGGAUUUCAGUGUUCAGAGGAGGAGGAAGAGGAGGCUCGUAUAUGAUGAUCAAAGCCAAAUCCUGUAAAUAAAAAACAGCGCCUGAGACUCCCGUCCGUGCGCACGGAUGCACCCCCCACUUUCCUAUCAGAGGAGGAGGAAAUACUCCCCUCCCAGCAACAUUUGGGGGGAUAGGCUGGGUUGCAGUCGCUGGGAGCCCCUUUGGGGUGGGGAGGAGGAAGUGGGCCCAAAUUCACACACCUGCUUUCCGCCGCCGCUGCUCUUGCACAUCCCAUGCAGACCCUCUUCUCUCUCUCCCCAUACACCCUGCGAGAUACACAAACUGUGAUCUGCCCCCUGUAUUCGCCUGGGGUGCAGCCCCAAACACACCUGCCCCCCCACAGUUGGCUCUGUGAAGCGCCCCCUGCCCCUCACUCUCGCACACGCACAUUCUCUCACACCCGUGCUGAAGUUAAAAUGACUGAGAAUGAGGUUGCCUUCCCUCCUCCUCCUCCUCCUCCUCUCCUGGGUCUCCAUAGGGUUUUUUUUUCCUGGUGGUGGGGGAACCAAUAUUGCUGUCGCCUUCUCCCCAGCACCCCCCUAAACCAGUCAUGGGAUAUAUGUGGAUCUAUCUCUCUCCCACCCCCACCAUCGGGGAGCUGUGAAUAUUUUGCUUCAAUUAUUCUUUUUGUAAUGGCAGUUCAGUAAUUAACAAAGCACUUUAACGGCCCAGCUAAUCAGGGUGGUUAGUGGAUUGGGGGGGCAGGAAGCAGAGGGCUUAGCAGUGACCCCCACCCCUGCAAGGCCCCUACUUGGCACCAGCUUUGGCUGUCACAGAGGCUUUGCCCUUCAGCUAAGGCCCUGCUGCCCCCCAGUCUCUCUCUUUCUCUGGAUUCCUUGCUGGGUUUGGGGUUGCACACGUUGGGCUUAAACUGACGACUAGCUGGUGGAGAGGUGGGGGCCACAAGGUCAGAACCCAUACGCAUCCCCCCCCAGGCAACUUUGGUUUCUUGUGUAUUUUGCUUGCGUUUGUAUAUAUAACCCUCUCCCUGACCCACACGUGGAAGGAGCUGCCCCACCUUCCGGAAAUCAGCGGUGGCCUUGGGACGGUGACAACCUCUGUUUAAUAAAAGAACCAAAACCUGUGA